Uloborus diversus is the source of this 678-nucleotide messenger RNA. RefSeq lists its product as uncharacterized. The coding region runs from base 79 to 522 and encodes 147 amino acids. The transcript is spliced from 5 exons. The record is from RefSeq and is a predicted model, not a curated record. NCBI's taxonomy places the organism in Eukaryota, Metazoa, Arthropoda, Arachnida, Araneae, Uloboridae.
GGGCACAUCGAUGAAGAUUUGGCAGCACUUGGCAGCAGCCCCACUAAAAGGGUUUUUGUUGAACCCUAUGCAAUUGCAAUGCGAGAGGGCAUGUUCCGUGUUGUCAAAUCCAAAGAAAGAAUACCAGCAAAUAUCCUCAGGCUACAACAGGUCUAUGAUCGUGAGAUCAUGGCAGGUCGUCCAAAGAGGUCCAACACCCCUAAGGGUAGUGAAGAGAAAAAUUCUAAAAAACCUGGUGAUCAGACUAAAUCUUCAGACGAAGGUCCUUCAACGCCUUCUAAAACAAAAAAGCCUUCAUUGGGAGCAAAGGGGACUCCGCCUAAGCCAAAGCCUUCAUCCUCCUUGCUGCGAUCGACCGAAUCUCGUCCAGAAGCCGGGCAGUCCAGUAGUAAUAAUAAAGUCAAAGCAUUGGAAGAAGAGAGGAUUCGGGCUUCUAAAGAGUCAAGGAAAUGGUUGAAAAUGGGAGAGUCCGACGACCCUUUUCAUACACAGAAAAUACGAAAGACAUCCCACCCCCAAUAAAGCAGCUGUGCCUUAAAAUUGAAGACAGCAGUUUGAAAUAUCCCACACGCACAAAGAAGAGGUACUCUGUUGGACAUUGAGCUGCUAAAUUCUCAGAAUGCAGUCUCUCGAAUUUCGGACCAUCGGAUACUCCGACCACGAUUUCCUCAACUGCAG